Molecule: messenger RNA, 2567 nt
Organism: Apis florea (little honeybee)
Lineage: Eukaryota; Metazoa; Arthropoda; Insecta; Hymenoptera; Apidae
Source: RefSeq, a predicted model, not a curated record
UUGCACGAAUCAACGAGCGAUUUAUUGUUGUUGCACGUAACGCACAAACACGGAACGUUACUCGCAUGCAACAGGCGACACCGCGUUGCCAAAGUUUCCUCUUGAUUAAUCGAUCGGAAAUUAUAACUACCGAUCCGAGGUAUUUACAAGGAAUUAAACGCGGCCGCGGUAGACGCGGCACGGAUGUAUCAAGAGAAUCGAAGAAACGAAGCGUAGAGGAGCGUGACGCAUUGGCGUAGAGCCGGCAAGGACAGUGGUCGCGUCUAGGGAAAAAUCGGGUGAAAAGUUUCGGGUGCACGCGCAAGGAAUAUGAAGCAAGCGGUGUAAUUACGCGAAGGUAGCGCGCGGCUUAGAAUCAAUACGAACGACGAUUACUUUACGACGACGGUUUCGUACCGGGAUCGUAAGAGAGAAAGCGUGAAGACGUGUGUACACACGCACCGUGUUAUACCGGCCGAGAUAUUUUUCGACUGGUACGGCAAAGGUAGGAGCGGAGCAAACGGACGGAGCGGAGAAAAGAGGAGAGCAGCACGGAGCUACGUGUGCCUUCAUGGGGUGUGCUUUCAGUGUGUUCGGGCGGGGUGUGAGGCAGUCGUUGCUGCCGCGUCGACUCAUGCAGCCGGUCUGUUAAAAAUGGCAGCGCCGCCCGAUUUUCACGUAUGGAAUAACAAUUGUUGGCUACGGCCGAGGAAGAAAUCCAGUUGACAUCCGGGCGCGGGCAGUUAGGAGUGGAUAGCGAGUACCGAACACGUGGCCCGUGAGGGAGCACCUAGUCUAGUUCGCUACUAGGUGCGUGUGUCGACUAGCUACACUCCUGGCGCACGUGCGUACGUGUGUUCCAUCGAGUCGUCGCGUACGGGUGCACGUGUGAGUGACAAAUGCGAGUGAAAGUGUCGGAGGCUAGUGACUUUUUUUCUUAUCGUCACGCGUUCCUCACAGACUUCUUGUAUUUUCAUUCGCGAAAGCUGUCUCUUGACACUUGAAACUUGACGUUUCGAAGCGUCUGUGUCGAUAUUGUCGCGAGUCUUCGAGUGUUUACCAUGUAAGUCCGCCGUCUCGUUUUCAUUUUAAAAUAAAAAUCGAUGAAGUGCUCGUAGCAUGUUGGACGAAGGGCCGACUCUUUUUUAUAAUUCGAUAAAUUAUUACGAUUCGUUCGAUGUGAAUUAACGCGUGAAUUAAAAGCUGGAUAAAUACGAAUUCGAAUGCUGUGGCGCCACCUGCGCGCUACGUCCCUGACGAGGGUCGUCUGUUGACUCUAGUGGUGUUUAUUCGCGCUUGCCUCUUCUCUCUCUCUUACACUGAGUCAUUUGUGUUUGGACGAUCGCGAAUUUUUCUGCAAUGUGACGGCAAAAUGAAUGAAGAUUAGCGUGAUGUCGGACCUGUGCACGCGCCUAAAAGUGGGUGCGCGCCUGGAUCUCGACUGGAAAGCUGGUGGAACGUCUUGAAACACGUCGAAAAUCAGCGUGAAAAUGCCGGCAACGCGACCGUACAGGUGCCCAUUGUUAUCCCUUGCUUUCACGUUUUUCGAUAAGACGAUGUGUCGACAGACUGCGAAUUCAGAUUCUUGAAAAGUAUCGUAAUUCGUGCUUUGUGCAGUUCAAGUGGCUUCGUCGCGGUGGGACUCGUGAAACGCGUUCUAACCACGGCAUAGGUUAGGUUACCGGCACAUAACCUUAAAGAUAUUCCAAUUAAUAUUGGAAUUAUUCAAUACGUGGGAAUUGAAACGUGACCGUUCUUGUGACCUCUUUUAAUUGAGAAUAAAGUGUGUCGGCGAGGAUUGACAAUUUUCACCAAGUGCUGACUCCUACAUAGUGGGUGAUCGGUGCAAUGGAAUGAGCUGGGUGAUCAUAAGACAAUGAAGGCCAAUGGGACAAACAAUGGCUGUAGCCGCCUAAACACGCCAUUGGCAGCCACUACCACACUGGAGGAUCCGGGAACACCAGCCUCUUGGAAGGGCCCGCCGCCCGGCUCGGAGGCAUCGCCCUUUACACCCAACUCCGUUGGCCAGGGUGGUGGCCCUGGCUCCGGUCCUUACAACAAUACAGGUGGUCCACCGAGUAAUGCGGCCUUCCAAGGCCCGAGCCCUUUCCCCGGUGGCGCUGGUAGUCCAGCCGGGGCGCCUCCUUAUCAAGGACCACCCCCUGGUUCCGCGACCCCUCAGUAUACUGCCUCACCAGCGCCUAGCGGCUCCUCGACACCUGGCCCUGGACCACCGCCCAACUCGUCGGGCUUCCCACCGCCACCCAAUAAUUCCGGGCCCCCGUAUAAUGGGCCCGGGCCGAGUCCAUUCGGCUCGCCGUCUGGCGGGCCACCGCAAUUCGUCGGCCGACCCGGUUCCUCGGGGCCGCCGUUCGUACCUCCGGGAGCGGGGAAUCCUCACUUUCCCUCGCAUGGUCAACCGUUUGGCGGACCCCAAUACGGUAUGCCACCUGGAAGCCCGUUUGGACCUGGUCACCCGAUGACAGGGCCUAUCGGGCCUGGACAUCCAGCGAUGAUGGGACCCGGUGGACCCGUCGACAGGAUGGACCAAGGGUGAGUCUUGAUUUUCGUCUCUCUGCGUCGACGCG